CCAUGGACGCCGAGUUCCUCGUCAGUCACAACUACCAGGUGCUGGAUGUCAUAGGAGAGGGCGCCUAUGGCGUUGUCUGCUCUGCGAUGCAUGUGCCGACCCAGCGAAAAGUCGCUAUCAAGCGUAUCACCCCGUUCGAUCACUCUAUGUUUGCUCUCCGUACUUUGCGCGAGAUCAAGCUGCUGCGCCACUUCCACCACGAGAACAUCAUCUCCAUCCUUGAUAUCUUGCGCCCCACCAGUUUGGAUGAUUUCAAGGAAGUGUACCUCGUGCAGGAGCUUAUGGAGACGGACCUCCACCGCGUAAUCCGGACCCAGGAGCUGAGCGACGACCACUGUCAAUACUUUAUUUAUCAGACGCUCCGGGCGCUAAAGGCACUGCAUUCCGCGGACGUGCUGCAUAGAGAUCUGAAGCCCUCGAAUCUCCUGCUGAACGCGAACUGCGACCUGAAGCUCUGCGACUUCGGACUGGCUCGUUCAGCCCGCCCGCCUCCAAACGUGGAUGAUACCAGCACGUUCAUGACUGAAUAUGUCGCGACUAGGUGGUACCGCGCACCCGAGGUGAUGCUUACGUUCAAAGAGUACACGCGCGCUAUAGACAUAUGGAGCGUUGGCUGCGUCUUGGCGGAGAUGCUCAGCGGCAAGCCGUUAUUCCCAGGACGAGAUUAUCACCACCAGCUCUCGCUCAUCCUAGACAUCCUCGGGACGCCGUCCCUGGAUGAUUUCUAUGCCAUUACUUCGCCUCGCUCUAGAGAGUACAUACGCGCGCUCCCUUUCCGGAAGAAAAAACCUUUCUCGACGCUGUUCCCGAACGCGAAUCCCUUGGCCAUCGACUUCCUGGAGCAAUGUCUGACUUUCAGUCCCAAGAGACGGAUACAAGUAGAGGAGGCAUUGAAACAUCCAUACCUCGAGCCAUACCAUGAUCCACAAGACGAGCCCACUGCAGAGCCGUUAGACCCCUCCUUCUUUGACUUUGAUAAUGGCAUACCACUUGAAAAGGAAGAGUUGAAAGUGCUCAUAUAUGAAGAAAUAAUGAAGCCAUAACUGCUAUUUGUUGGAUAACUCUUGCACUGCUCAGAACAUAGUUUAGUAUACCCUGACUAAUCUUAGCAUUAUGAAUACUGCCACUAGUAUGGGGACACACACCCAGCUUUCUAAUAUGAACAAUCAUGACUUGC
Molecule: messenger RNA, 1177 nt
Organism: Gloeophyllum trabeum ATCC 11539
Lineage: Eukaryota; Fungi; Basidiomycota; Agaricomycetes; Gloeophyllales; Gloeophyllaceae
Product: Pkinase-domain-containing protein
Exons: 9
Biological process (GO): intracellular signal transduction; protein phosphorylation
Cellular component (GO): nucleus; cytoplasm
Molecular function (GO): ATP binding; MAP kinase activity
Source: RefSeq, a predicted model, not a curated record